Molecule: messenger RNA, 429 nt
Organism: Cricetulus griseus (Chinese hamster)
Lineage: Eukaryota; Metazoa; Chordata; Mammalia; Rodentia; Cricetidae
Source: RefSeq, a predicted model, not a curated record
AUGAGGCUGUCCCUGUGUCUUCUCUUGGUCAUCCUGGCUGUUCAUUGCUAUGAGGCUGAUGCUGCAAUGGUCUGUCCAGCAGUUAUUAAAGAAAGCGGUAUAUUCGUAACUGGGAGUGAGGAAACCUUGAGGAAGGAACUUGAGAAAUAUGAUGCACCUCCCGAGGCUGUUGAAGCAAAACUGGAAGUGAAGCGAUGUGUAGACAGCAAGUUGAGCACUUUAGAGAAAGCAGAAAUAGCAAAAGUUUUGGGCAGAGAUGUCCUAGAAGCCAUGGACACCGUACAGGCCACAAAUCCUGUACAGCACAUACUUAGGGAGCAAGGCCAGGAAAAGGGAUUGGGAAGAUUUACAAGUGACCCCCUGCCCAUGUUGGAUAAACCUUUGGUGCAGAGGGCCCCUGGAAAUGGGAGAGAAUUGGGUUAUUUUUAA